AUGAAGUUCAGCAACGUUCUUGCCCCCAUCGUCUUUCUGGGGAUGAGUCAUGUUGUUUCAGCUGAGACAAGCAUUACAAACGCAGAAAAGUAUCUCUCCUCAGUCGGAAUCACUGACACCGGGAUCACGGGCACUCAGGCAACUUCGCUCGCUUACGCUCUUGAAUCUGCAUAUUCAUCCAUCGAGACUCGCUCGCAAUACACCUCUGCUUGGAGCGUGAUGGCUACUGCUAUAUCAUCCGACACUUUUGAGUCUCUUGCUUCAUCAGGCUACAAACACAUUGUUACCACUGCCGAGCCAGCCUGGUUCACUGGACUACCGGAUUCUGUAAAAUCGGAGCUUCUGUUGGAGCAAAGCCAACUUGAUUCGGUUGAGAUGAGCGUUUUGAGCAAAUCCACUUCGACGUCCAAGGGCGAUGCGCCUCAGAAUACCCUGGCGGCUGGUGGUUUUUUCGCUGCCGGUCUUUUAGGCGUUGCGGCGCUUCUAUGA
This is a messenger RNA of Talaromyces atroroseus, 489 nucleotides long. RefSeq lists its product as hypothetical. The transcript has 2 exons. Bases 1 to 489 code for a protein of 162 amino acids. Lineage: Eukaryota; Fungi; Ascomycota; Eurotiomycetes; Eurotiales; Trichocomaceae. The record is from RefSeq and is a predicted model, not a curated record.